UGGCUGUUGUGGGAGUCCCCGGCUCAGCUAUGGGGCAGAAAGUGGUGCCGCUUCGGGAGGCGUGCCGCGAAGGAGAGGUGUUUCCUUUGGUUUGCCCAAACUCUCAUCAUGUAUGGUGUCAAAUCCUCAACGUUUCAGAGCUUCAAGCUUCUUUCUUUGCCUAUUCUGGGAAGUACUCCAACGAAACAACACUGAGUGUUUCUACUCCCAUGGGAAGCAAAUACAGUUUAUAUGUAGGUGUGGCCUUGGCCAUAGGCUCCAGUAUCUUUGUUGGUUCUAGCUUUAUAUUGAAAAAAAAAGGCCUUCUGCAAUUAGCUGAAAAAGGAUGCACUAGAGCUGGACAGGGUGGGUAUUCUUACCUGAAGGAAUGGUUAUGGUGGGCAGGGCUGCUUUCAAUGGGAAUUGGAGAAGCAGCAAACUUUGCUGCAUAUGCCUUUGCUCCAGCAACCUUGGUAACCCCCUUGGGUGCGCUAAGUGUUCUUAUAAGUGCAAUAUUAUCUUCCUAUUUUUUGGAUGAAAAGCUCAAUAUUCAUGGGAAGCUGGGAUGCAUAUUAAGCAUUUUGGGAUCUACUGUGAUGGUAAUUCAUGCUCCUGAAGAGGAGCAAGUCACAUCAUUGGCUGAAAUGGAAAUAAAGCUAAAAGAUCCAGUGUUCAUUGCAUUUGCCGCUAUUAUAAUUGUGAUCUCGCUGGUGCUCAUUUUUGUUGUUGCUCCAAGGCGUGGCCAGACAAAUAUAUUGGUCUACAUCUCCAUUUGUUCAGUAAUUGGUGCAUUCUCAGUUUCCUCCGUCAAAGGACUGGGCAUUGCUAUUAAAGAUAUGCUGUAUCAGAAGCCAGUUUUCCGACAUCCACUGGUUUAUAUUUUGGCAGCCAUCUUGGUUCUGUCCGUUAGUACCCAGAUUAACUACCUCAACAAAUCAUUGGAUGUGUUCAAUACAUCUCUAGUGACGCCCAUUUAUUACGUCUGCUUCACAACUACAGUGGUGAUUUGCUCCGUUAUCCUUUUCAAGGAAUGGAAUAGCCUGGAGCUUGGCGAUAUCAUUGGGACCUUGAGUGGAUUCUUCACCAUAAUUAUUGGCAUUUUCUUUCUGCAUGCUUUUAAAAAUGUCAGCAUCAACUGGAGCCAACUGGCAUCUUCGAUUAAAAAAGAGCCUGUUUUACCUGUCCAUGGUUACGAGGCUCAUCACACUUUACUGGAGAACAUGGAGGCUCCAGCCUUGGCACGUGAUGAGGACAAUACUCUGUUCAGUCAAGGAAUUGAGCAGCGGGACGCCCACCAUUAAGUCAUCCCUAGCUGCCUGAACAGCUAACUUGACAAAAGUUAGCUUAAAAGCAGCAGCAACUUGCAACCACCGACCCAGGAUGGUGCUUAGUGGGAUAGAAAACAGUCACUAAUCUCUGCUUGUGGAACAGGACAGGAAGUAUGUUUACUGGUGAUGUUUCCAUCUAUUCCCCAUAUCGGGCAGCAUAUGAACACCACUGAUAAUUGUGCUGUUUGGAGGACUGCUGUUUUGGCUAAGGAAUACAAUUAUAUGUAAUAUAUUUUCAUAAAUGGCACUUUAUGAUUUUUACUAUAUUAAACAUGCUUUUAUAGGUAAUUUGGUGAAGGUAUUUAUACAUGGGAAAUCAUGACCUUCCCAAAGGCUGACACUUUAGCAUAGUUCCAGUUCUAUAUUGUUCCACCUGGCAAGGUCCAAAAGGAAAAAUAACAAAGUACAUUCUAGCAAAGAACUGUGCAUUCAUCAAAAAUGUGUUUUUCCUAUGUCAGGUAGCAGUGAAUAAUUUUGUUAAUGUUUUGGAUCUAAAGAAAUAGACCCAUUAAAAUAAAUGGGAUUUCAGGUAAUCAUUAUUAAGUCAUCCCAUUGAUUUCAGUGGCUCUGUUCCAAGCAUGGCCUAGUUUGGAUCCAGCUGUGUGUGUGUGUGUGUUUUGUUUUUUCUUUUUACUAGCUUAUUGAAAGUUUAACUUGUAUUAUUUUUCUUACCAGUUCAUUUCUUUGAUCAUUAAAACUAUCCAGAAAACAAACCUUGUACUAUUACUAUUUUCAAAAAUAUAACCCUAAAUUUUCCUAAAUGAGAAUUUAUUCCACUUAUCUCCAUGUAUGCAUUUAAAGUAAAACAAAGUGUGUUCCACGCCUUCUAAAAACAGACUUUCUAGAGGUUACCUUAUGCCCAUCUAAAAUGGAAGGAGAAAAAGGAAAGUAAAUAUUGCAUAUAACUUCCAUUUUGGGGGUGCAAGCCAAUGGCCUUCCAAUAUCGCCCUGUGAAGGCCAUAGGAUUCUGCACAGUCUGAGUGCCAAGAUCCUAUGAUCUUGGAACUAGCACUGAGAAGACUGAGCUCUCACAACUGAUGUGGAAAGAACCAUGGUUGUUGCCCUUUGCUGAACUCACAGCUAGGCUUCGGAGGGGAAAAAGGGGGACUUGCGAGAGGUGGCUGGGUUACAUUUAUACCACUUCCAGUUGAUGCCUCAGCCUCCUCCCCUCCUCAUCCGUAAAUAUAGAUGGCUGAAAAUGGCAUCUAGAGAAAAUGCAGGAUGUGAGGUGUGGUGAUGACAGAGAUUGCUACUGUUGUGCCUUGCACUGGAUAUGCGUAACCCCACCAAGCAUCUGUCAUGGAGGCAAUUGGAUUGUCUCCUUAAAGUAUUGCAUGAGACAGAUGAAGGAUACUGGGACGGAGUAUCGCAUCAUGCAGUCACUGAGUUCUCGAAAGGUUUAAAAAAUAAUCUAGGUACAUGUCAUGAUAAAUCUAUCUCAAACCAGUCUCGUAGAUUUGUAGUAUUUGUCAGAAUUUCUCAUCUUUAAAAUGAUUUACCUGAAUUAAAUAAGAUUUGUGUGCUUUCAUAUAUAUGUAGUCAAUUUUGAAAAAGAUAUUUCAUAGACUCAUUUCCACUAGGUUUUUAAACUUGGUCUGGUAAGCUCCUAAGUCCGUCAAAUAUAUUUUCAAUUUAUUAUAGAUAUUUGUAAGCUUUUUGGAAUAUAGCCCUAUGAUAGCUCAGGCUACAUCGAUUAGUUGAAGCAAAAUAUUUUUGAAGUUUCCUACUUGCUUUUGCACAGAAUUACAUUUGAAUUCUUUAUAAUAGUGAUUCUCUGCAGCUGGUCGGUUGGUUUUGCUAUUUUCUUAUAAUUUUCUUAACUGUUUUGUAAACAGGCAAAUGACUUCAGUCAUUAAAUGUGGGCAUGUUGAACUAGAACUAUCAAGUAUUGAACACUAUUGUAGAAUACCACUGCAUCAAAUAUAGGCUUAUAAAUUUAUAAGCAAAUUAAUCCAUGUUUUUAAAACAAGUAUUGCUUGAAGUUUAGGGUUUUCUUUUCAUAGAAAUUGUUCUCUCUGAAACAUGCAAUAUAUUAGUGGUAAGUGAACAUGGAUGGGCAGCUCCAUUCCCAUGUCCACUAUAUGUUAUGCACACUGUUUCACCAAAUACCAUAAUUACUGGUUUUCUGUGCAUAUUAAAUGCAGCACUUAUUCAGGUUACCAUUUUGGAAGUGUAAUUGUGUUAAAACAAUCUCGCCAUUUAGAGGGACAUCUUGAUUGCCCACUUCUAGUAUAUUUGUCAGCAGUGAUGUGCAGUUUGAAGUGAGCAAACAUUGUACUUAACGCAGAAGCAUAAUUAUGUAUGCAGGAAAAUCCAGGAUUCAUGUCAUCCAGGAAAGAAAUUAUAUAGUUCUGACUAAGCACAUUAUGAUUCAGCAUAUUUGAAUAAUUUAUUUAAUGUUAACUUUGAUGGAUUUUUGAAGCUUGUCCUUUUAACAUGCUCAAAAGGAAUAAAGUAUACAUUGUUUUGAUAAAAUAUAUAAAAAUGUGUGUCUUCCUACUUUUUUAUAGAUAUUAGUAGUAUUUCUGGGGGGUUGGGUUAGUUCUCAUGGUAUAUAUA
Molecule: messenger RNA, 3866 nt
Organism: Varanus komodoensis (Komodo dragon)
Lineage: Eukaryota; Metazoa; Chordata; Lepidosauria; Squamata; Varanidae
Gene: NIPAL1
Product: NIPA like domain containing 1
Exons: 6
Coding region: 30-1280 (416 amino acids)
Biological process (GO): magnesium ion transport
Cellular component (GO): membrane
Molecular function (GO): magnesium ion transmembrane transporter activity
Source: RefSeq, a predicted model, not a curated record